CACUGGACCUUUAAGUGGCCGGAGAGUGAUGUCGUAUUUACGAGCCUGGUGGUACAAAUGUCCGAGCAGCGCCUGAACGCGCCGCAGUGUGUGUCGAGGACCGACUUGCUGACUGACGGUUGUUCUCGAUGCUGUGACACCAAAAACAUCAUGGAGAGCUUCACAGAGGUCGCAGCCACCAACUCCUCAGCACGCACUUACUCCCAGGUGGUGUUCACGGACAUCCCGCAAUCAUACCCGCCGUCAACCCACAUCACCUGCAGCUACACCCUCACCGCAGCCUUCCAGCCCAACCCCAGGGACUGGGUGGGCAUCUUUAAGGUGGGUUGGAGCACAACAAAGGAUUAUCAUACCUUUGUGUGGGUGGAGCCAUGCCUGGAUGUGGUCGAGCAGCAGUCUGUGACAAGGCAGGCUGGUUUUAAAGAUUACUACCUGCCAAAGGAUGAGAUCGAGUUCUACCAGUUCUGCUACGUCGACAGUACUGGCCAGGUACGAGGAGCCAGCACUCCUUUCUGUUUCAGAAACCCAGUGGAGCAAAACAUGGACAGCAACUCGGAUGACGACCUCCUGGUUAUCACGACACAGGAACAGGUCGAGCAGAGCGUACGGGAGAAGGCCGAGCUGCAGAAAGAAUUGACUCUGAUAAUGGAGGAAAACGAAACCUUGAAAAGAGCUCUACAGAAGGAACAGCAGGAUGCCGUCAGCUUUAAGGACGAGAACGAACAGAAAGAGAAAGAAAAGAGUCAGCUGCUCAAAGAACUGGAUCAAAUCAAGGAGCAAAAUGAAAACUUAAAGAGCACCUUACAGGAACGGCAGAAAGAAACGGACCACUUAAAGGAGGAGAUGACCCAAAUAACGAAGCAGAUGGAGAUACGAGAGCGUAAAGCUGCUGAGGAAAAAAUGAGUCAAAGCUUGAGUUUCGACGAAGCAGCAAAACAAACUGAGACGCACGCUCAGGGGAAAUACGACCGAGCUGUGAUGAAGAUCAACCAGCUCAAAGAGGAGCGUGAGGAGCUGAGGGGGAAGGUCGAUGCUCAAAGUCUGGAGAUCUGCACGCUAAAUUCCAUAAUCAGAGAAAAAGAAAGGGAACUGUUCAAAGUGAAAGACAACAUCCAGCUCCUGCAGGUUGAUCUCAAGAGCAGCAUGAAAGCGAAUGAGAAGCUCACUGCUGAGCUGCUGAGGUUGCAGAGCCUUGCACACAACAUGGACGACAUGAAGAAACAGAACCAGGAGUUAUGCAGGAGGCUGUCGCAGCAGGAUACACCGCCGAACAGCUCAGAAGAUGAUCUGAGGGAGCAGUGUCAGACUCUCACCCGCAAGCUGCAGGACACUCAGGCCAAGUUGGCGGCUGAGAAGGAGGAGUCCAAAAACAUCAGGAGCCGAGUGGAGUAUCUGGACAGAGAGAUGAUGCAACUCAGGGAGCAGCUAGAGGGCGUGAUCUCAUCCUAUGACCAGGCUAACCGGAAAUGUAACAAACAAGAGCUACAACUCAGAGAGGCCCACGAAAAGAUUGCAGAGAAAGAAAGCGAAAUUGAAGACAAGGAUCACUUGAUCACGCUGGUGCAAAAAGAGAGAGAGGACCUCGUGAGAGACAACCAGAGUCUCACCAAUGAUAUUGAGGCGCUACGGAGAGCCUACGCUGACAUCCAGGCGUCUCCCCCCGCCGAGUCGUCAUACAUGCAGCCUGACGUCACCUCGCCAGCUGGCACUGCGCCCGCCGGCCAAGACUGGCAGCAGCUGGAGUCACCUGAACAGACUGAGAACCUGUAUGAGACCAUAGGGAGCGUUGCCGACCAAGAGGAAGAGUCGCUGGUGUGCCGUCACUGCCAGGAGAGGUUCCCUCUCAUAACCCAGCAGGAACUGGAGCAGCACGAGCAGAGUCACAGAGUCUGUCCCUUCUGCACGAUGAUCUGUGACAACAUGGAGCAGUCUGUGUUUGAAGAUCACGUCUACAGCCACGAGGUGUGAGAAUGGGCGCCGGGUCCAAAGGUCCCGUUGGGUAUCACUCAUGUGUUGGGGGGGGUAAAAAAAAAAAAAAAAGGUCUUACAGGUUGGGUUGUAUGUAAAAGGACGUGCUGUUUUCUUUUUCUUUAUGCACAUUUUUUACUAAUUUACUCCAAAUGACAAAUUUACUUUAUUCUUGAUUAUUUUCCGAAGCACACUGAAGUUUGGUUCUUCACCACAGCCAUUAGUGUCCAUCAUGUGUCCAGUAUGCAGUGAGAAUCAGCUGGCAGAGACUUGAAACCUGCCUGAGCUACGUAAUCCAUCGCAGUGAACAUCAUGUCCUCAUUUAUUUUAGGUCAAAUGUUGUCUAAUGAUUGCGCAGUGAUGCAUUUAAAAGUGGGGAUGGAUUGGAAAGGUCUGCGGUGGAUUACCACACAGGUGGGUCUGGGUAUCGUUUGCCAGUAAGAUACCUCCAGAGUGCCUGUGCUGAUACCCAAAAAUACAAAACCCCUUUAUUGUGAUUCAACAAUAGAAGAUAAAAUUGUCGUCUGAACACAAGCAGACGUGUUUUGCCUGAACAAAAUAGUAAAAUUGGCCUCAUGUUAGGAAAUAAAACGUCUGUGCAGCCAACGAUUUAAUAAAAAUAUGGAAAACUUGUAUUUUAAUGAUUUUAAAUCAGGAAUUACCUGUUUAAAGAAAUACGUAAGAUAAUAAACAAGAUAAUAGAUCCGACCAGAUGUUUGAUAUCAGCUUUUUGGGAAGAUCUUUUGGACACAUUUUGGUCCCCAGGGUCACCCAGCCCUACAGAACACUUGAAUAAAAGUAGGCAUGAUCUUAAUAGUUAGGAAUUACCUAAAAUUAGAGGAAAAACAUGUUAAAAAACAACCUUUGGUAUGCUUUGGAAAAUAAAACAGCAGGAAGGUAAAUAUAUAUUUGUAGUAAAUAGGCUGAAACAUGCUUGAAAUAGUUCCUUUUUAAAGAGAUGAAACUUUAAAUAUUAAUGAAGCAUGGCACAUUUAAAACUUCACAUAUUAACCCCAGUUCUCCUUCUACAGUAUAGCUUUGAACUUAAUCAUCUCUCAAGGGCGAAAGUAACUGGGAUCGUACCGAUGUAUGGAUUUAUUUCUGUUGAAUUUAAAAUGUAUGACAGAACGAAUUGUUGGUGAGGUUAAGCAAACGUAAACAAGCGAAUUUAUGUCAAUAAUCAGUUCAAACGAAUGAAUGUAAGUGUGUUUAAUGCUGACAAUAAAAAAAAAUUAAAUGCA
Dicentrarchus labrax (European seabass) is the source of this 3209-nucleotide messenger RNA. RefSeq names its product calcium binding and coiled-coil domain 2 (gene calcoco2). Lineage: Eukaryota; Metazoa; Chordata; Actinopteri; Moronidae. The transcript has 15 exons. The record is from RefSeq and is a predicted model, not a curated record. Bases 58 to 1968 code for a protein of 636 amino acids.